UUUGUUUCUCUAUUCAUCGUUUAUUGAGGGAUAACUCAAAUUUUUCCGAAUUGAGGCAGAAGAAUCUCCCAGAUCACUCGGUCCCUCCGGCGCGGAGAGGGGAGCUGUAGGAAGCUCAGAAGGGGAGACGCGGAAUUUCGUCUCUCUCGUCGAAAUCCAGAAAUUAUCUUUCUCAUUCGAUUUCCUCCUUUUUGUAACUGUACCGUUUAAACUUCAAAGAAAUCGGCUUCCCGUAUUCGUCCUCGUAUUGUCCCUUCUUCGCUCAGAUCCGUCGCAGUCAGAGCCGAUCAUUUUGGUUGCCGUCGUGGUAUCUCCGUCUGGUUGCUGGGAGGUUAAGAGUCGCAAUCACAACUCAGGAGAAGAGGAGUAAAAACAAAAAGAAUGGCAGGAGGAUCUUCUGCAGCAGAGGGUUCCAUCGUCAAUCCAUUUUCUUCUGGCACCCGACUACGAGACCUCCGAGGAGGCCGCAAUGCUUUGUUUGAUGGAAUUGAAGAGGGUGGUAUUAGGGCUUCCUCUUCUUACAGCAAUGAAAUAUCUGAAUUUGACAAUGAUAGAGCAAUGGAUGGACUUCAGGACAGGAUCAGCAUUCUGAAAAGAUUGACUGGAGAUAUCCAUGAGGAGGUUGAGAGUCACAACCGUGCACUUGACAGGAUGGGAAAUGAUAUGGAUGCAUCCAGAGGAAUCUUAUCCGGCACCAUGGAUCGGUUCAAGAUGGUGUUUGAGACAAAGUCUAGCAGGAGAAUGGCCACACUGGUUGCAUCUUUUGUUGCAUUGUUCCUACUCAUAUAUUACCUGACCAAGUAGCACUGCUGAAAAUGCGUGGAAGUCAGGAAUACAGUGUAGUUCUGCUCUAUAUCUGGUCGGUGUGAUCCCACUGUUAUACGACAGUUGAUGUCUAUUAUAUAAGUGUGAUUGGAUUGGUUCAGUUUCUUGUAGGGCUGGAACCUCCAGUAUUUGGUCACAUGUAUAAAAUUAAAUGAAGUUUAUGGAAGUGGAUUCAGUUUACUUUA
Molecule: messenger RNA, 1010 nt
Organism: Nymphaea colorata (pocket water lily)
Lineage: Eukaryota; Viridiplantae; Streptophyta; Magnoliopsida; Nymphaeales; Nymphaeaceae
Product: bet1-like SNARE 1-1
Exons: 5
Coding region: 382-804 (140 amino acids)
Source: RefSeq, a predicted model, not a curated record